AUGGCGCAGGUACUGAAUGGUACGCUGCAAGGAGACGAUCUACUAGCUGCGACUUACAGGCAAGGUACAUUAGAGUGGAAUCUCAAAAAUGAAAGCUUGCCAUUGCCAACUGUGCGCGUACAGCGACAGGAUGCGCACUAUCAUGUUCGUGCUUUAUGGCAUAAAGCAAUGGGCGCUGUUUCGCCCAAUAAAAAAAAGCUGCAAAUAGGGUCGCAAUUCCGCUACAGUAAGCUUGAAAAGGGGGAAAUUCGAAUCUUAAGCAUACACCCAGGGAAAGACGAAGAUCCUUUGAGAGCUACCCUUUUCAAACGCAAAUUAGAAGAUGUUCGUGGCGGAUAUGAGGCUCUGUCUUACACGUGGGGAAACCCCAAAGAGAAGCCCUUAGACAAAAUAAUGAUCCGCGACCUAGACGCAGAGCUACCUCAGACAGUAAAUAUGAAAACGGUGGUUCAAACUGCGGUCGUUAAAUCCGUCGGAGGGGCCCCUUUCAGCAUCCGAAAUAAUCUGUAUCGAGCACUUAUGAGGCUGCGGAAAAUGACUGAUAGCCAUGUCAAUAUCUGGGUAGACGCAAUAUGCAUUGACCAAUCGGACUCGGGUCAUAGAGAAAAAGAACAGCAAUUGGCCAUGAUGGCCCAAAUCUACAACUAUGCAUCUCAUGUCUGCAUCUGGUUGGGCGACGGCCUCGAGCAUGCCGAAGGUGCCUUUAGCCUCGUUCGAGACAUCAUGAACUUCAAAAAAUUCGAUACCAAAGUCCAAAGCUCUGACACAAAGGAAAAUUGGAUUCAACUUAUUGAGAUCAUGAAGGCCGCUUGGUUUAGUCGCCGAUGGAUCAUCCAAGAAGUCGCUCUUUCGAAGAGCGCAUCGUUACAUUGCGCCAACCAAGUUGUCCAUUGGGACGAUUUUGCCGAUGCCGUAUCGCUUUUGCUAGAAAAGAUUCAUGUUUUGAGAGCUAAAUUUGACGAGGAAAUAUUUGAAGAUGUUGAGACAACAAGCGCUUCGAUUCUCAUUCAAUGUCUCGACAAUAUUUGCCACAAGUCCUUCACGGGAGACGUGUUAGCCAAACUUUUAGAUCUCGAAACUUUGGUCUCAACCCUUCUUGGUUUUCAAGCGACAUCGCCUCGGGAUACUAUUUACUCAGUUCUAUCGUUGGCCAAUGACCCCCCUAGCGAAGAUGAGCCCUGGGCCGAAAUACAUUCUGAGCAACUCGAGAGUAAUUGGAGAAACGAUCACGAUGUACCAUUAAGCAAGGAUGAUUUACGGGAAUUAAAAAGAAAAAUUGCGUUGCUUCCAAAUUAUACAAUUAGUACACGAGACGUUUUCAUUGCAUUUGUUACUCGUUCAAUAUAUAAAUCGAAAAGUCUUGAUAUCAUCUGCCGGCACUGGGCACCUAAUGUCACUGAUGACAAGUUCUCGGAGAAAGUACCCAUGCCUUCUUGGAUCUCGAACAUAUACAAAGCGCCCUUUGGUGGGCCUGAUUCCUCGAAAGGGCGACAGAACGGCCAAAAUUUUGUCGCCUAUCUUCCUCAUGACCGACGGAAGCGAUACAGGGCUUGCGGAUCCUACUCGGCUGAAUUUUCUAUGGCUUUAGAUCCAUUUCUUUUAUCCACCGACGGCCCGUCUCUAAGAAAGAGUAUGAACAGGAAUAGAGCUCAUAGCCUUCGCGCGCAAUUUUCUUUACAACCUCUUUCUUCACCCCACCCCACCACGGUACUAUCUCCAGUGGAGAACCGCUCAACAUGGAUUGACCGGUUUCCCAAACUACAAAUAAGCGUGACAAAUGGCCUGUCAACUCCGCCAUCUCCAACAGUAGUAGAAUCCCCUUUGUCUCAAGAAACCAAUAGAAUCGGUUCAACACCUGCCGUUACACUCAGCGACCCAUCUGGAGAAACAACUGGCAUAAGUCCGGCUAUAAGACCUGAAAUCCCAAGAUCCAGUCGAAACAGCGUCUCUGGAAAUAUGAAGUCUCGCCGAAAUUCUAUCCGACUUGUUCCAUCGGACGUCGAGAGAAAGUAUCAACUCAGCGGCGUGAUCAAAGUCGGUGGACUUGUGCUUGGGAAAAUAAAAUAUCAAUCAGAUGUUAUGCGAGGCGGCAUCAUCCCUGGCGAGUGGGUUACUCGGCUAGGCUGGAGAGCUGAAGAGAAAAAGAACAAAGUCCCAGAUACGCUCUGGCGACUUUUGGUAGCUGACCGCGCUGCUGGAGGUGGAAAGCCGCCAUCAUGGUAUCAACGGGCAUGCUUGCAUGGACUGGUUGACCCUCGUGUAUCUGACAACGAGGGCAAUAUCCACUCUGUCACGCCGCCGAACCGCAAAAUUUCGGAGAUGACAACAGAAUACUUUCACCGUGUUGAGACAGUAGUUUGGAACAGAAGAUUGUUUGAAGCCGAGGCUGAUGUAAGCCAUUUAUCGGAUGUCCAAGUUCUUACACCAGAGACCAAACAGGCAAUGAUCAUUUUCUGCAAAGAUAUUCGCUCUGGGUCAGCAUCAGGGCCAAAAAGUCUCUUUGGACUGGCACCUAAAGAAGCCGAAGAAGGAGAUUUGGUGUGCAUUCUUUUCGGUUGUACGGUUCCUGUAAUCUUGAGACCUAUAGAAGACCUGGGGCUGUAUAAGCUGGUUGGAGAAGCGUAUGUGCAUGGUGUUAUGGACGGCGAAGCGAUGAUCAGCAGCGAAGUGGUGGAUGAGAUGAGAAUAGAUUUCCAAAUAUGCUAG
Trichoderma asperellum CBS 433.97 is the source of this 2706-nucleotide messenger RNA. RefSeq lists its product as uncharacterized. The record is from RefSeq and is a predicted model, not a curated record. Lineage: Eukaryota; Fungi; Ascomycota; Sordariomycetes; Hypocreales; Hypocreaceae.